CGGAUCCCCUUACCCCUUAGACGGCAUACAUGGAUUUUAUUGGUCUUCAGGCCUCCGAAACCAACCUCUCACCGCAAACUGUUUAUCAGCCAAGUCAGCCCAAUCAACAUUUGCAGGGAGAAGACCGUCUAAAAUGAGGACGAAUAAGCAAAUAAUAUAUACGCUUCAUAGCUAGAUGCCUUACCAUUCUUCAGCAACAAUAUAUUCCUUAUCAUUAUGCCGUCCGAUCUCACAUCAUGGCUCCCCGGAAGCAAGACGAAGAGAAAGGUCCUCCGUGAAACUCUCACCAGGACUAUCGGAGCGGCGGCAGGGGCAGCAGCCAAAGCCAACCCGGUUGUAAAGACAAUACAAGCUGGGUACAACAUUAUACAAUUAGGCAAUACUAUCAGGAAAGCAGAUGAGACGGCCAGUCACUUAAACGAAUUCGUCCCCAAGGCCACAGAAUUAGUCGGAACGGCGCAUCAGUUCGUUCCGUCGAUCCAAGUAAUGGGUCGGUCGCUUUGUGAUAGUCUGAAGCUUUUCAGCUAUUUCAGUGCCAUCGCAACUACGGUUGGUAUCGGGUCUAAUCUGAUCUUGACUUAUCAGGGAGUCCAGGCGCUUAACCUCAUCGCCACCAGACUUAAGGACAUUUCGGAUACCCUUGCGGCGCAAACUGCCCUCAUGGCCCAAAAGGAGUUUCCCGAAUUGGUUUAUUAUAUGAUUCGCGAGCGGUUGGCUCAGACUUCUCAAGAUCCCGAGGUCGAGCACUGGUUCUAUGUCUUUCACCCAGACACCGAUUGGUACCCUAAGUUCUUCCAUCUUAUCGAGACCAAUCCGCUGGAUCCCCGAUUCUGCGGGUACACGAACCAGAUUGACACCGUCUUCGUCUUUAUGCUUGCUACGCGAAGGUAUAUAGAUAAGAAGAAUGCGCGCUCCCAAAAGCACGGGAAACCUCCCCGUCCGGUGCGCCUGCAUCUUCUCGUCCCUGCCUAUCAACCUAUACUUAUUGCUGAGGCUCUCGAGAUCCCGAAUGACAUUGGAGACUUUGUCAUAGAAGGGCGCAUUCAUAAUACUAGGGAGCUCGUCUGGUUUAACUUACCCGACGAGCAGAAGCAUUACACUAUGGAUAUCGGGCAAUGGAUACCGCCCGAGAGGGGGUGGUGGUCCUGGGCUAUGACGAAAUUCGGGCUUAAGGAAACGCCGCCUGAGUUGAAAGAGCGCAGGGUCUUAGGAACGCGGCAGAAGGGGCCGGAAGAUAAGGACGAGGAUGUUAAGGGUAUUAAGGAAAAUGGAGAGGAUCGUGAAAACGAGUCGGAUAGCGCGUCGUCUAAGCGCCAGGGAAACGACGAGAAAGCUCGGGAGCAGGGAAAACCACUCCACCACCGCCAACGACCGCAAGAAAGACGUCGUCGUUAGGCUGUUAUGAAUAUUAUGAAAGAAAUUGUUACAAAUAUUUUAAUUUAUUUUUAUUUUUUUAAG
This is a messenger RNA of Daldinia caldariorum, 1458 nucleotides long. RefSeq lists its product as uncharacterized. Bases 217 to 1395 code for a protein of 392 amino acids. Lineage: Eukaryota; Fungi; Ascomycota; Sordariomycetes; Xylariales; Hypoxylaceae. The transcript is spliced from 3 exons. The record is from RefSeq and is a predicted model, not a curated record.